Messenger RNA from Apaloderma vittatum (bar-tailed trogon), 851 nucleotides. It is a transcript of the gene NMRAL1, whose product is annotated as NmrA-like family domain containing 1. The record is from RefSeq and is a predicted model, not a curated record. The annotation marks the transcript as partial. NCBI's taxonomy places the organism in Eukaryota, Metazoa, Chordata, Aves, Trogoniformes, Trogonidae. The transcript has 4 exons.
GAGCCCAGGGGGGCUGCGUGGCCCGGGCUCUGCUAGAAGACGGGACCUUCAAGGUCCGCGCGGUGACGCGGAACCCCGCGAAGAAGGAGGCCAAGGAGCUGAAGCAGAGGGGAGCUGAGGUGGUGAAGGCGGAUCAGGACGAUGAGCCAUCGCUGGAGCUGGCCUUGGCGGGUGCUUACGGAGCCUUUGUUGUAACCAACUUCUGGGAGCACUGCAGCAAAGAGAAAGAAAUCGCACAGGGAAAGCGGCUCGCUGACCUGUCGAAGCGCCUCGGUCUGCGCCACGUUGUGUACAGCGGCCUGGAGAAUGUGAAGCGGCUGACGGGGGGCCAGCUGGAGGUGCUCCACUUCGAUGGCAAAGGUGUAGUGGAGGAGUACUUCCAGGAAGUCAGUGUUCCCACCACAACCAUCCGAGUGCCUUUCUACUUCGAGAACUUCCUCUCCAUCUUCAAGCCGCAGAAGGUCCCGCAGGGAGACACCUUUGUCCUGGAGCUGCCCAUGGGGGACACCCCCAUGGAUGGGAUGGCGGUGGAGGACAUCAGGCCUGUUGUGCUUUGCCUGCUGAAGUCCCCAGAGGAGUACAUAGGCCAAACGAUUGGGCUCAGCACCGGCAAGCUCACUGAAGCAGAAUAUGCUGCUGUCCUCUCCCAGCAGACAGGCAAGACGGUGAAACCCAGCAAGAUUUCACCAGAGGAGUACAAGAAACAUGACUUCCCCGGGGCCAAGGAACUGGCCGCCAUGUUCCAGUUCUACACCCUGAAGCCCGACCGCAACGUGGACCUGACCAUGAAGCUCAACCCCAAGGCCCGCACCUUCCCGCAGUGGGUGGCUGACAACAAAGCCGCCUUCUGA